UUCCUUUUCUGUAUUCUUCCUUUCCCCUCUUCCUUCUUCCAGCGCUCCCUCCAUCACAUCCUCUUUCCCCCUCUUGAUUGUUGUCCCAACCAGAGAAGUGAGUUCUUUGCUAUGUAGCUUGCACUAAUUCUCUCUCCCAGUCUUUUCUGCGCAUGAGUCACCGCUGGCCGCCUCAGUGAAGGUGUGACAAUUUCUGGGGACCCAACUGGCUGAGGAAGACGCGCUCAGCACCAGCAGGCGAGUGAGCAGAGGUACGACUCUCUAUUUCAGUUGAGACGUAGAGAGGAGAGAAAAGAUUCAGCUCCAGAGAUUGCGAGGUGAUUUACAUACCGGGAAGCAGUCGGUGUUCGAGUGGGUUCUGCUGAAGAUGGUUCGGCCAGUGGGUUCCAGUACCCAGUGCGUAGAGAAGCACCUUUCAGCACCCUGGACAGCGUGCGCAUUGCCUCCUCUUUCAGCUCCUAGAACCUAAACCGAGCUUGAGCUUCGCUCGCUCAGACUCAAACAGCUUGCAGUCGUAUCUCUUCCUGGCCAUGGGACCCAGGGUAAGUCCGUAGAGCAAUGGACUUGGCUGAAGCCCUCCUGGCGCUCCUUCUCGGCUCAGUCCUAGUCGUCUCGCUUCUGUCCAAUCUGCUGGUGCUAUUAUGUUUUCUCUCCAGCUCCGAGCUCCGCCAGCAAGUGCCCGGGCUCUUCCUGGUCAAUCUGUCUCUGUGCAACCUGCUGUUGACCGUCCUGAACAUGCCCUUUACUCUUCUGGGUCUCCUGUGGCGCCAGCAGCCCGUAGGGGACUGCGCGUGCCAGGCGGCGGGCUUCUUGGAAACUUUGCUGGCGUCCAACGCCAUGCUGAGCAUGGCUGCGCUCAGCCUGGACAAGUGGGUGGCUGUGGUGUUCCCGUUGAGCUAUGCGAGCAAGGUGCGUGGCCGCGAUGCUGCGCUGCUGCUGGCCUACGCCUGGCUGCACUCGCUCGCCUUCCCGCUGGCCGCGCUCGCCUGCUCCUGGCUCGGCUACAACGGUACCUACGCGUCCUGCACGCUGUACCUGCGGGUGGAGGCGGAGAGGAGGCGCUUUGCCGCCUUCACGGUGGCCUUCCACGCCGCCAGCUUCGCGCUAUCUCUCGUGGUGCUCUGUUUCACCUACCUGAAGGUGCUGCGCGUGGCCCGCUUCCACUGCCGGAGGAUCGACGUCAUCACCAUGCAGACCCUCGUUCUGCUGGUCGAUAUUCAUCCCAGUGUGAGACAGCGCUGCCUUAAUGAGCAGAAGCGGCGGAGGCAGAGGGCUACCAAGAAAAUCAGCAUCUUUAUAGGCUCCUUCGUCCUCUGCUUUGCUCCUUACGUCAUCACCAGGCUGGUGGAACUCCUUCCAUUCAUUACAAUCAACAACUACUGGGGAGUAAUAAGCAAGUGCCUCACCUACAGUAAGGCUGCCUUGGACCCUUUUGUGUAUUCAUUGCUGCGUCAACAAUACAAGAAGGUGGUGAUCAACAUUGUCAACCGACUGCUGAGAAGAGAUUUAUACCCAUCAUCUGGCUACAAUAGCUCUCUUGACACAGAGAAUGAUUACUGCCUCCAUCGGCCAAAUUGAACUCCAUUAUUGGGAUUUGGAGGCUGAGAUUGGGCAGGUUUUUAACCACGCUGGUCAUUUUUCAGCAAGCCUCUUAUUUAUUGGGCUGAUAGCUGUGAAGGGAACUUGGGUCACCUCAGAGUCAGAGAGUAUCCCAUUCUCUUUGGGGGCAGCAUUGGUCUCAGUAGCAUGACUUCAAUCAAGACCAAGACAGGGAAAAGGGCAAAGGGUAUGGAUUUACUCUUCCCAUCCCCACUUGCUGCUAAACUGGAAUUUGGGAUUUUCCCUAUAAGGUCUUAAGGGAUAGUGCUUCAUUUUCUUAUGUGAUAUAUCGAGGCAUCUUAGGUGAGUUGGGAAGGAAUUGGUUUUGGAGUCAGGAGACCUAGACUAGAAUAACAGCUUUGAUACAUGUUGCCUUGGUCUUCAUUCCUAUGAGCUUCAUCUUUUUCAUCGACAGAUGGAGAAAAUUAGACUAGAUGAUCUCUGCGAUACUUUCUAACUCUAGAUCUUAUAAUGAAUUAGAGGAAUGCUGUGGCAGUGGGAAGGGAAGCCUGGCAGGAAGAACUGGAGAACUUCCAGAAUCCUUGCCUGCCCCUACUCCAGGGAUGUCUCUGCCCUUCAUCAUUUGAAUAAUGUGAAAGCAUUAUUAUAUUUAAGAGGCAAAAUGAUGGAGCAGAAAAGGAACUGCAUUUUAGUUUAAAAAGCUAGGUACAAAUCCCACCUUUACUGCUUACCACCUAUGUGACCCUGGGCAAGUUCCUUUCCAUCUGUAAGGCUAACUCACUUUCCUCAUCUGUAAAAUGAGAGAGGUUAGACUUUGUGGCCACUAAGGUCCUUUUAGCUCUUUAUCUAUGAAUCAAUUCAUCUCCUUUUCUCAUCCUCCUUCCCUCACCAAAGAGUUUGGUUUAAUCUAUUGGUAAAUUAGUAAAUUUUAAAUUUACUUACUUUUACUUUGAUACCACACUAGUCCAACAUUUCCAUUUGGAAGAGUAGUCUAUAAUGAUCAAAGAAACCAGCAAGUUUAAUGUUGAUAACUUUGUCACCUUUUACUCUUGGAUGAGUGAUUAGUGAAAGAUUCCAUUUGGAAUAAGGAAAAACUUUUCACUACGCACCAUAAAAGCUAAGAACAUAGUAUGUUCCAUAAAACAGAAAGAUUAAAGACAGGAACUUAAUUUCCCUCCUCCACACCAUGAGUAGAGUAAAAAAAAAAUUAACUUAAGCAAGCUUUGAACCAAUGGCUUGCUAUUUUGAUUUCCACUCUCAACCUACCUUCCACCAUAAUCCCCCAUUUGUAAAGUAUCAAUGGAAUGAAUUUCUUAUUUGUCAUCAAACUUCUAACAUACCAAGAGCCAUUGAUGAGGAGACAUUGGAGAGAAGGGCUUGGCGUGCCAGAUGUUUGCAGAAUCAUUCAUUUGAGAACAUUCAAGUGUUAAAUAAUGAUAUAAAGAUUACCAGGCAAAUUUAAGAUGCAUUGGGAUACUCCCAUUUUCUCUCCUCUAUAAAUCACAUGUCCAAGAUAAGAACUAGAAAACCCAAUCCUGGAUUUUCAGUUAUUCCCAAAGACCUGACUUUAAAAAUUCUCAAAGGCAAUGUCCAUCAUUAUGUAUAAACUCAUUUGGUGGACAUUUGGGUUACCAACAGAUUGCUCCUUGCAUGACCUACUUUAGUGGGGUUAUCACCUAAGUCAUUCAUCAUUUGAAUUUACCUUGUGUGGGUCCAUUGCAAGUCAAAUAUCUUGUUGGGAGAAUAGACAGUGUCCAAGAAACAAGAUAACCAGAUUCUGAGUCCAAUUCUGCUGCUAGUGUAAUCUCGAGCAAGUCUCUAUUUCUAUAACCCUUGGUUUCCUGGUUGUUGUAACAAAACACUGAAUUAGACUCUAAGAUUCAACCUAGCUCCAACACUUUGUGAUUCUGACUUAUAUUCAAUAAAUGACACUGAUUUUGAUUGUGUUAUUAUAAAUGCAAGUUAUAUUGACUAGGUGUUCACUGGUCUAAAAAAAAAAUAAAGCCCAAGCCCCAAAUCAAUGAAUCUGGCUUAAAUGGGUCACAUUUGCAAAAUGAAAGGAUAUGAAUUUUCAAAAAAUUUACUGCAAGAACCCAAGUUUGUGAAUAAAAAUAUAAGUAUUAGAAUAUAUCUUUGAGAUUGUUUCCUCAUUUUACAGAUAUGGAAACUGAAGUCAAUCUUAGGGAAGUAAUUCAUUCUAGGCUACUCUGUUAUAAGAUAGAAGGAUUCACACCCAGGUCUCCUAAUUUCAAAUCCAGUGUUUUUUCUUCCACAGGACUAUGAAGCCUCAUUUAUUAAUGGAACCAGAACCUAGUUAGAGGCUUAGGGUAGAAUUUAAUUUUUCAGUGAUCCUUCCCCAAUCCAUAAUGAUGAAAACUUCUCCAGAAAGCUCUCCUACUGCUUUCUUUGCAUGUGAGUCAUGUACGCCUCAAUGCAGUAAAAAAUAAUUCUGCUUAUGUUAUAUUGGAAUGUGCUGUCCUGUUUUGUCCUUUUAGUAAGGUGUUUGUCCUUUGUACAUCUGUGUAAAUAGAAUAUUUGUUCAGGGGAAGCAUUCAUGUGAAAAAAGAUGCUGCCUAUUUGUCACAGAAUUCCCAUCUAUCCCACUGAUACCUUAGGAAAAAAAUUUCCAAGGAAGUCUGUCAUCACUGUGAAAGUUAGCAGUCCUUCCAUGUGGAAGAAUCCAAAAGAUUUGUGUUUGUUUCAAGUGAAAUUGUUUUUUUUAAUAUGUAUUUUGAUAUAGAUUGGAUUAUUUCAUGGCCACUGGAUAUCAAACUCAGUGGAUGGGACACUUAUGCUGAAGUACUGUUUUUUAGCCUUUCUUAACCUAGAUUUUAUUUUAUUUUUUUUAGUGCUGUGGAUAUUGAGGAAAAUAUUUCACAUGUCCUUUGGUGUAUCAUGAAGCUAUGUGGUUUCCCAAAUGGUUUCUAAAUUAAUAAAAGUUUCAUUUGCGUGA
Messenger RNA from Antechinus flavipes (yellow-footed antechinus), 4513 nucleotides. It is a transcript of the gene GPR78, whose product is annotated as G protein-coupled receptor 78. The coding region runs from base 559 to 1578 and encodes 339 amino acids. Gene Ontology annotation, biological process: adenylate cyclase-activating G protein-coupled receptor signaling pathway. The record is from RefSeq and is a predicted model, not a curated record. The transcript is spliced from 3 exons. Gene Ontology annotation, molecular function: G protein-coupled receptor activity. Gene Ontology annotation, cellular component: membrane. NCBI's taxonomy places the organism in Eukaryota, Metazoa, Chordata, Mammalia, Dasyuromorphia, Dasyuridae.